CCGCAGUCUUCGACGGUUGCCUGUCCGUCCGUUGCAAUUUUCCGUCGUUGUUGUUCACUGUCGAUUUUAAUCGCCGAUCCGCACUUGCCAUAUGUAUUUACUCUAGUCCGUAACACGAAUCAACUACACAUAUAUUUUUUCGAAUAUUAUUACAUCUAUUCAAACUUUAUUUUUAAGAAAGCGUAAGAACCUCGCGAACUAAGUAAAUCUAUGUUGUAAACUUUGAGUGAUUGAGUCUCUUUAUUACAUUUCAAUGACAUUGGAAGUAAUUAAUUGAUCAUACGUGAAGAUUUUUCGAAAUCCAUUCGAGAAAGUGAUGCUUCAAAGAAACGUAAAAGAGUUGGAAUUUUUAUUGCCGGAAACCAUACAGUGAAAUGCUGAAAUUAUUUCAUCAACGAAGAAAGAUUGAGGCAGAAAUCGUUUAUUGUAAUUAAGAAGAUAACGAUUCUCAUCGAAGAUGAGAAAUCAGGCGACGCUAGCAUGAUCAACAUCGGUACGAUUAGUAUCCUGAUAUUCUUCCUAAUCCUCGACAAUUUCGAGGCAAUUACAGUCGUAAACCAUCAUUCCGACGAUGAAUAUAUCCUUGAGCACGAAGUCCUUCGCAAAGACGCGCUCGUUGAAGCGAAGAAACUGGAGAUAUAUUCUGGACCCAUUCCAGGAUGCAAGCCUUGCGCCUACUCCGAGAUGACUUACUGCAAGAAUGGCAGCGUUAUCAAUGAUCAUUGUUGUUGCGAUGGCAGCUUCAACAAAGUGUUUCCCUUCGUCGAGCACACUUGUCGCGUGGGACCAGAGGAAUGCAAGGUGCACGCUGAAGACUGUGCAGAAUAUACGAGACUGCGGGAAUGCUGUUGUCAUUCGUACUUGGCUUCCACCUGGAAACACCUAGCGAGUGGCACCAAAUCGCGGGCCAGUAUGAAUAUCAUCAAAUUUGUGAUGAUCCUUGUGAUGAUUCUCAGGUUACAUCUGUCGUUGGCCUAAAACGCACAGCACCAAAAAUUUUGUAUAUUAUUAAUUAUUUUAAUAAAUUGUUUUUAUUACUGAGAUCCAAA
Messenger RNA from Trachymyrmex septentrionalis, 1049 nucleotides. RefSeq lists its product as uncharacterized. NCBI's taxonomy places the organism in Eukaryota, Metazoa, Arthropoda, Insecta, Hymenoptera, Formicidae. The record is from RefSeq and is a predicted model, not a curated record. The coding region runs from base 481 to 978 and encodes 165 amino acids. The transcript has 5 exons.